Molecule: messenger RNA, 1011 nt
Organism: Colletotrichum phormii
Lineage: Eukaryota; Fungi; Ascomycota; Sordariomycetes; Glomerellales; Glomerellaceae
Product: phosphatidylethanolamine-binding protein
Exons: 2
Coding region: 290-880 (196 amino acids)
Biological process (GO): regulation of proteolysis; regulation of Ras protein signal transduction
Molecular function (GO): phospholipid binding; peptidase inhibitor activity
Source: RefSeq, a predicted model, not a curated record
UCGUCCGGAGAUCAGACUCGAACUCAGGUAACAAGGAGAACCUCUACAUCUGCCAAGACCCUUCGUGCAGCUACGCCACCAAUUUUCCACCACUGGCGUCGAUUCCCCUCAUCCCACGCUCAACCCCGCGUAGGUCAUCGCGCAUUUUGGCCUCGGGUGAACAUCGCCCGUAAGCGAUCAUUCAAAAUGCCCUUCAAGAAUGCGAAACCACCCUCCUCGCCAGGCAAUUUGACCUUCGAUUGUCCCUCUGACCCUCUCAUCCAUCGCUUCUCUUCCUCCUGCUAUAGAUAUGUCACUCUCCGACCACUCACAAAAGCUCACUAGCACGCUCGAGCAAGCCAAGCUCGUCCCGGGCUCGGCGGCGGCACUGAUACCAGAGGGCUUCCAACCGACGACUAAGCUGGAGGUCUCGUUCGCGGACAAGGCUCUGGAUGUGGGCAACUUCUUCCGCGCAGGCGAGUGCAAGCUCGCGCCCAGCAUCUCGUUCGCGGCCGAAGAGGGCGCUGACACGGGUGCCUCGUACACGCUCUUCCUGACGGACCCGGACGCACCCACCCCGGACAACCCGCAGUUUGCGUUCUGGCGCCAUUGGGUUCUCCCCGGGCUUCAGCCGCUUAGCGGAGGCGCGGUUGUCGCGCAGACGAAGCCGGCGUUGACCGAGUUUCUCGGACCCGGACCCAAGGAUGACUCGAAGCCGCACAGGUACCUCUUCCUGCUCUACCGGGAACCUCAGGGACUGGAUCUGAAGAAGGAGGAUGUUGGCGGAGAGGAGUUCGUGCAGAGGCGUUCAUGGAAGCCUGCUGAAUUUGCCGAAAAGCAUGGCCUGAAGCUCGUUGGAGUAAACUGGAUGACCUGCGCCGGCGAUGGCUGGACGGAGUGAGGCACGAUGGUCGGUUCGUCUGGCAGAUGCAGCUCGGGAGUCCAAUACCAAGGCAUCACGAGCCAUUGAAGAAUAUACACAAGACAGUACUGUUCUUCAAGCUUUCUAGACCGAUGUUUCACAUGACCGAA